Molecule: messenger RNA, 2347 nt
Organism: Triplophysa rosa
Lineage: Eukaryota; Metazoa; Chordata; Actinopteri; Cypriniformes; Nemacheilidae
Gene: pgap4
Product: post-GPI attachment to proteins GalNAc transferase 4
Exons: 2
Coding region: 286-1461 (391 amino acids)
Biological process (GO): GPI anchor biosynthetic process
Cellular component (GO): Golgi membrane
Molecular function (GO): glycosyltransferase activity
Source: RefSeq, a predicted model, not a curated record
GGUAAAACGGAGUCGCCAUAACUUUUGCUCUCUGAUUCCGGAGUACGCUAGUUCGUUGCUGUAGUUCAAAGUAUGGCGGAGGGUCUCGAAAUAUUAUGAGAGAUAAAGGGCCGUAUUAUCUUUGAAAGGCUUUUUGAAGUUUACACACCCAUACGCGCGAGCUUCAGGGACGUGAGUCAUUUUACUGGAGGUAAAUCUGGAUCUCCUCACCUGCAACACGUACGUCACGUGUUCUGAAAACUGGAGUAACACACCGAGUUGUAAUAUCUGGUUCAAGGGACGCAGAUGCCUCCUCGAUGGAGAACCUGUAUCAACAAGCCCUUACACUGGUCAAGCCCUGUAGUCCAAGGGCUGUUUUUAUGCGUUUUAACUUUUGGAGUUAUAUUGCCUAUAUGUUGCCAUCGUUUACUGUACUCAUAUUAUUUUUUAAAGACCGUUUAUCUUGAUUCCUUGAGCGAUGCAGCACUACAGGAGAGCUACAACAGAGGCCAGGAAGCCCUGCGUUUCUGGGAGGGUGUGGAGUUCUCAGAAAGAGACCCGGUUGCUAAGAAACCAGAUCUCUUGGUCACUGUUGUGACAGCCAGGAGAAGCGAGGGGAGGGACUAUCACUACCUGCUACAGGUGACUCACCGGCUAAUGUCUCUCCUUAAAACGUGUGGUGAUAAAUCAUGCGCCGAGGUCAUAAUCUGUGAUGUCGAAAGCGGUCCUGUAAACGAGGAAGUCUUGCUUGUGGAAAAACAGUUCCGGGUUGUUCGACGUUCUCCAGGUGAGAAACACAAGAGCGGAGAAGUGCUCAGCGUCUUCGAGAGGGAGAAAAGAGACUAUGUUUUUUGUCUGCGAAAAGGAUGGGAGGCUAUGAGGCCAAAAAACAUUGUUAUCCUGGAAGAUGAUGCUCUGCCAAUGGCAGAUUUCUUUCCGUUGGUUAAAAACUUGCUCUUAAGGAAGUUUGCCCUCAGCACUUUGUACAUAAAGCUCUUCCAUCCGGAACGUCUGCAGGGGUAUUGGAAUCCAGAGGUGUAUCGGAUUCUGGAAUGGCUGGGAUUGGGCCUGUUUGUUGCUACAAUCCUUCUCAUCAUAUUGUCACACUAUACACCUCUGUCUUUUACCCUCUCUCCUCCUCAUCUUGUUUUCAUGACUCUUUAUGUAAUGGCUGUGGUUGAGCUGGCAGGGAGACACUACCUUCUGGAGUUUAGGCGCCUCUCGCCCCAGCUGUAUGCUGUGUCACCUGCUACUGAAUGCUGCACCCCUGCUAUGCUCUUUCCAGGCAAUGCAUCAGUUCGAGCAGCAGAGUACCUGGACCAGGUUGUCUGCUCUCAGGGUAAUGCCAAAGAUAUGGUGCUGUGGAAGAUAGCUAGAUCGACACCAGGAGAGAGGGCACAUAGUGUUGAACCCAAUUCCAUAAAGCAUAUUGGAGCUUAUUCCUCCAUCCGGAGCAACCCACCUCGACCUAGAUUGAUUUGAUACCUAUUUUUACAAGUGUGAAAGACAUUUUAGGCACUAGUUUUUGCACAUGCAUAUACCUGUAGCACAGAAUAUAUCUGAUGCUCUGACUUUCAUAUACUUUUUCAUUUGGAUACGAAGAUUUAACAGAAACAUGUUUGUAUUCUAUUUGAAUUUUGUUAAAGAACUUUGUAUCAUUGAGAAAAUGUUGUUAUGAUUAUUAUUUACAAUUUGCUGGAAUAACAAUCACCUUCAAUUGUGAAUUUCACUCGCACUAUACAAUAAUUUAUUUUUUAGUACAUGAUCGUGCAAACCUGUGAUUUAAGAUUACAAAUGAUUUUAAGGCGUGAAACCUCUUCCUGCUGAUUUUCUAUGGACCAUUUGCAUCUAGACCACAGUUAAAAUAUCACAUUUGGAAUGCAUACAAAAUAUAGAAUAAUCAGGAAACUAGUUGGGUUAUGAAAAUGAUUCUUUGCACAGGCACAUACACUAUGAUUUUAAUAUAAAUUACAAAAUACAUUUUGAAAUUUUAGCCAAUCCAUAUAUAUGUGAUUAUCAACAUAAAUAAAUUGGUUUUAUUAAAGGCUCAAGUCUAUGGAGUUUAUAGAAAUCAUAUUUGUUGUCCUUUUGGCUGUAAAACAGUCGCAUCUAAGUGUUGUAUGGCUGUCUGCUCCUCUUUGGUAAUGUGCUUUUUGAGAAAAUGACUGAACGGAGAGACUGAUUUUGUGAUGAAGUUAAAAAGUGCUGUACAUCAUCAUUAAUAAGUGCAGGGCUCGACAGUGCGAGCAUUUCACUCGCAUUUGCGACUAAAAAUAGAUGUGUGCGAACUGGAAAAUGUAUUUAGUUGCACGUGUGCGAAUGAUUUUUUCUAUGAAAAGCAGAUAAAAUGCCAAUAACGCGGUCUCAG